Molecule: messenger RNA, 1775 nt
Organism: Actinia tenebrosa (Australian red waratah sea anemone)
Lineage: Eukaryota; Metazoa; Cnidaria; Anthozoa; Actiniaria; Actiniidae
Product: interstitial collagenase
Biological process (GO): extracellular matrix organization; collagen catabolic process; proteolysis
Cellular component (GO): extracellular matrix
Molecular function (GO): zinc ion binding; metalloendopeptidase activity
Source: RefSeq, a predicted model, not a curated record
GCACGUGAUAUGUUAGGCUGAAGGCGGUUGGACAUGUGGCAUGCAAUACUUGAAUACUUGCGAAGAGCAGGUUUUGUAGUUGAAUCACCUGCUGGAAUCAUAUCCUUGGAUCAUCAUGAUCAUCUCGUGUUCCACUGACGUUAGUCAAACCUACACAAGAAACAUCGUUCAUAAGCGGCAAAGGCAGGUAAAAUAACACCAUAGGUACAUGACGGAGCGAACAUGAAACCGACUUGCAUGCUUUGUUUAAGAGUCUAGAGGUAGAAGAGGGAAGAUGCUACCCAGUUCGGCAUAAAUGUAUGUGACCAUGGUAUAUACUUGUAUAUACUUCUGUUUUCAUGGUUCUGGAAUAGACAACGAAGAAUAUAUAUCAGUAAAUAGCGUCAGUAAGAAGGUAGUCGUAUAUUGGUCUUUCCGAGGUCGCGGGUCGCGCGAAAAACUAGUAACAAAUAGAAAGCGCGCUGAAUCAUGGGGCUUUUUUGUUUAACAGGUUUUAGUUUUUGAAUCUAGUCACAUUUACUUCGGUUAUCAUUCUGUUUUUCAAGAGAGUUUGCUCAACCCACGUUUCGCUUUAUUGAAAAAAUGGUGCCCAUAAGACAGCCCUUAUGAUUCAGCGCGCGUCCUAAUCGUUAUCAGUUUUUCUCGCAAUUUCAGAACGUGAAAUGGUAUUCAGGUUGUUUGUUUUACGAUGCAGAAGAAAGGCCAUCUGAAAUAUGACUAAACAACAGCAAUGUUAGAUUUCAGUUUCUUUUGUUAUAUCGCUAACACUGAUAAAACAAAGACUGUGUACAGUUGUUAUAAAUAGCCAACAAACACUGGAGCAAGAUAGUGUGUUUGUGGCGCUGAACUUCUGGAGGAAGAGCAAUGAUGAUGGUACUCUUUUGGUUAGCGGUUCUUCUUGUCCUACAGCCAUCUCUAGGCAGCAACGAGGGCGAUGAAAAUGCUCUGAAAUUUUUGCACAAGUUUGGUUACCUUUCUAUGCCUCGUUCUGGCAACUAAAAUGUGAACAAAGCCCUAAAAAUGUACCAGGAAUUUAUGGGAUUACCAGUCACUGGUUUCCUGGAUAAGGCAACACAAGAAGAAAUGAAGAAGCCUCGGUGUGGACUACCAGAUAUUGUAGAUGGUAGUACACGCCUACGUAGGUAUUCCACUUACGGCAAAUGGUGGAGAACCGACCUAAAGUACUAUAUUCAGUUUGGUAAGGACUUGUAUGAGGAAGAUCAAGCCAGGAUCUUUGCUGAAUCAUUCAAUAGAUGGUCGAAAGUGGCACCAAGGUUGAAGUUCACGAGAACGAUGGAUCCUAAGAAUGCAGACUUCAAAAUAAGUUUUGGAUACAAUGAGCACUUUGGCGUGCCUGGCGAAAAGAAGUGCAGCUCAAAGUUUGAUGGUUGGAACGGAGUUCUUGCGCAUGCGUACAUGCCUUCGGAUGGACGAAUUCACUUUGACGAGAAAGAAUGGUGGUCAGCCUAUGAGAACCACGGGCUGUUCAAGCAGCCUUUACCUCAAGUUGCAACGCAUGAAAUCGGUCAUGCACUUGGUUUACGGCAUUCUAAGGUCAAGGGUUCGAUAAUGUGGCCGUCUUGCUGUGAAUCGACGGCUACACUUCAUCAAGAUGAUAUCGAUGGGAUCAGGAAACUGYAUGGUUAACAAGUUUAUCUACCAAGAAGUAUACACAUGAGUGCGUCAACAUUAAACAAGAUCAGCUAAUGCACCAUGUAACACAGGAAAAAUCAGUAUUGAGUGAUUCAAUAAAACCAAGAGGUUUCAUUGCUUUA